ACAUGCUGAGUCGUUUCAAUGUAAACAAAAUGGCAGACGGUGAACAAAGAAAGGUAGAAAAUAUUAUGGAUGAAAAAGAAAUCGUUGACGAAAAAACAAAAGAAAACAAUCAAAACAAAUAUGAUGAAGAUAGUAAUGGCGGUGAAACAAGUGACUGUCCAAGUGGUGAAUCUAUUGAAUGGAUAGAACCAGAGGAUGAUGAAUUGAUUGUUAUUGAAACUGGAGAUGGAGCACCUUUAGUUGGAACUGUUGAAACAGCUGAAUCAUAUUAUGUUGUUAAUUCACACCAACAUCAUGCAUCAACUUCAGAAAUGCAAAUGGAUGAAUCAAUGUUACGUUCAUUGACUGACAGUAGAUCUGGAGAGAAAAAUAAUAGUUACGACCUUCCAGAUACCGUUACAAAACUUAUGACUCCCUAUCGUUCAACUGUUUACGUUGUUGGUACAGCACAUUUCAGUAAAAGCAGUCAAGAAGAUGUGCGAAAGACAAUUAAUCUUUUACAACCGAACGUCGUGAUGGUUGAGUUAUGUCGGAAUAGAGUGGACAUAUUAAAAUAUGAUGAAGAAUUUUUAAUGCGAGAAGUUGCAAACAUUAGUUUUCAAAAGUUGCGAACGUUGAUACAACAGACAGGUGUUAUAUCUGGUAUAAUGCAAGUGUUACUACUGAGUAUGUCAGCUCACAUUACAAAAGAGUUGGGUAUGGCUCCAGGAGGGGAGUUUAGAGCCGCUUAUCAAGAGGUAAAGAAAGUUCCAUUUUGUCAAUUUCGUCUCGCUGAUCGUCCAAUACAGAUAACAUUAGCGAGAGCCAUGGGAGCUUUAUCUGUAUGGCAAAAAAUAAAACUCGCAUGGCAUCUUAUUACAUCGAAAGAACCAAUUAGCAAAGAAGAUGUCGAGCGCUGUAAGCAAAAAGAUUUACUGGCUGAAAUGUUAGCUGAAAUGACUGGAGAUUUUCCUAAAUUGUAUGAGAUUAUUGUUAAAGAAAGAGAUGCAUAUUUAGCAAGAUCAUUACGACUUGCUGCGAUACCUCGUGAAGUUACUGAUCCAGAUGGAGGUUUUCACUUUGAGCCCACAGUCAUUGUUGGUGUGGUUGGAAUUGGUCAUGUUCAAGGAAUCAUUGAUCAUUGGGAGAAAGAUAUUGAUGUUCAAGAAAUUAUGAGGAUUCCACCAAGAAGUAAAACAUGGAGUUAUGUAACGAAAAUAUUAAAGGCGACAACGGGCAUGUUUAUGUUAUGGAGUUGUUACAAGAUAAUAAGAUGGACAGGAAUUCUGAAAUACUUGCCUACACUACCUUUAACAAUAUAACAAUUAUUAUUUAAGCAUUUAAACGUAUUAUCUAUUGUUAGUUUUGAUUCGCACCAAUGAAUAGUUGAGAUUAUUUACAAUGGCUAACAUAGUCAAACAUUUUUGACAAAAAAAUGCAUGUAUAACUCAACAAAUGAGAAUAGCAAUCUGCAAGCAAUGGUGUUUAUUGUAAGCUAAAACUGGCAAACUAUAUAGUAACUAAAUAUCUGUAUAGUAAGAUUUUACAUCAGGAGAUAUUAGGAAGUUGUUCAAGAAAUAUACAAGCUUCAGAUUUA
Molecule: messenger RNA, 1576 nt
Organism: Xenia sp. Carnegie-2017
Lineage: Eukaryota; Metazoa; Cnidaria; Anthozoa; Malacalcyonacea; Xeniidae
Product: traB domain-containing protein-like
Exons: 11
Coding region: 3-1301 (432 amino acids)
Source: RefSeq, a predicted model, not a curated record